UUAUUGGACGUCAGAGAACAGUACCUCAACGAGUUUAGCUUUCCUGAUCCUUACGCAGAGGUAAUGACUCAAGCGGAUUCAUCAAUUAUGAACUUUCAUCUUAGGCUAAGUUGAUCUGACGUCUUUUCAAUACGCAUCGUUUUAUCGCUCAGUGAUGACCCACCACAGAGCGGCAAAACACACCAUUUUAGACAUGUGCGAUUUACUAUUGAAUAAUCGUUCCCCGUCUAUUAUUGUUAAUCCACUUUGCUUUGCCGUUUUUUCGUCAGGUAAAACAACAAGAAAACGAAGCUGCCCUUCUUCUCUUGUCCAAACGACUUGAAGAAUUAGACACGUUGCCAUGGGAACUGCGGCAGCGUGCUUUGGCAGAAGGUGUAAUAGCAGGAAACGUUUUCGACUGGGGUGCAAAGGAAGUCGCUAAGUAACUAAACCUUCAAGAUAUUAUAACUUAACACGAUGUUCUGUACCCCGGGUGCCAGAGAAUUUUUAUGCGCGGUUUCCGGUUUCGGUCGAAGACGUGUCGGCCUGCGGCCGACACCCAGCAAAAGCUCCUCGUCGCACGCGAGAAAAACCUCUGGUACCAAGGGUAGAUGUUCUGAAACUAAGACAAAAUUUCAAAACAUAUUACAAACAACUUCCUCUGUAAAAACACACAUUAAUUUUACUGCUCCGCUCAUGAAGAAACUUCAAAUUCCUUCAAGUAUUCCUCAUUCUAAGCCCUCUUUCUCGCCAUUUUACCCACUGCCUUUUUUUCACUUCAGUUUCCUUUCUUUUUUAAAACAAACCAUCUACCUUCAUACACAAACCGCUCCCCUGGCCCGUGCUUUUUAAAAUCAAACCUUUCCUCGCCUGUUUCAACGAAUGUCUAAAAUGCUUUUAUCGGAACAAGUUUUUAUUUCUUUAGACUUAUGGAAGAAGGUCAUCUUGACUUUGGCUCAGCAAUGAAGAAGUUGCAAGGUAAUAUAAUGCGAUUAUACCCAGUAUUUUUGACAGUACCUUCUCCAGAACCAUAUAAACUCAAACUUGUUUCUGCUAAACAUUUAAAUUUGCAUUUAGCCCGGCCGUGGUUGAAAGAUGACCUGGAUGCGUGGAUUGAGCGAUUAAAGGUCAGUCUUCUUUUAAAAAGCUCAGUCGCGUGUCCCUGGUGGCAACGUGAUUGUAUUGUAUUAUUCACUGACGAAGGCAUCUGCAGUUUUAGUAGUCUACUUGACUUUUAUGUUGCAGGGACCUCCUCAUAAAUUGGCUGUCGUAUUUGUGGACAACAGCGGCGUGGAUAUUAUAUUAGGAAUGUUCCCGUUUAUCAGAGAACUCCUUUCACGUGGAACAAAGGUAUAGUAGCUUUUUGACGCUGUCCUAUAGCUAAAAGCCAGCGGAAAAUAAGAAGCCUUUGUUCCGUUAGGUUGGGAAAUACCGUGCACUUGCGGGGAGAGACUGAACUGGGGGCCAUACGAGAUUGAGCGGUUUUUAUAUAACUAAGUUGCUUAGAAACUAGCAAGCGUUAUUGGCAGGUUUUUGGAUGCUUGUUGACGUGUUUGUUACUCUGUUUUCUUGUCAUGCUCUUACAAAACAUUUUAUAUAAGAUGUGCGUGAUGCGUGACUGUUUUGCGUGACAUUUUCAGGUAGUUAUGGCUGCCAACUCAUACCCAGCCCUUAACGAUGUUAUGUUCAGUGAACUUGUAAUUCUAACCGAGAGUGUAGCAGAUUUAUGCCCCGAAAUAAGGUAUGCUUGGCUAUUGUUUUCUGUGAUUGACAAGUGAGAAACACUGACUCUGGUAUUGAUCUAUCGUCAUCAUCAUGGUCAUCAUUGUCGUCGUCACUCUCAACAUCAUCAACGCCGUCAUCCUCUCAUCAUCUUCCACCGCACUUUAUUUGAGUAUCAAUGCUUAAAGUGCGAAAGAACUGACUGAACGAACUAUAUUUUUAGGUCUCCUACCAAAGACUCGACCGCCAUUUCACGUGGCCAUCCGAGACACGCGAAGGUCUAGCUGUUAACAAGGCAAAAAGCAGAUAACAGUUUGGGUAUUGUUUCCAAUCCAAGGAUCAAACCCAGGACCUCCCGCUCUGCAGACAAACCCUCUACCGACUUAGCUAGUCCUGCCGCGGUCUAUAUAUUUAUCUUACGACUAUCAAAUUAGGGAAAUCAUUGUGGAGAUAAAAAACGGGAAGUAUUUCCAACAGAAUUACUUUGAGUAUCGUCAGAUGCAUAUAUAGACUAAUUUCUACUGUUUGGUUUCGUUGUGUCGCUAACUACUAGAGCCCUUUACCCACUUAAUCAAAUUUUACUACAAAUGUUUACCUGUCCUAGGACUGCAUAUAAGGAAGGACACUUGGUUCCCAUGGAGUCAGGAAUCGGAUCCCCCUGUUUAGACUGCAGGUAUGUCAAUGUCUUUUUAACAAGU
Porites evermanni is the source of this 2399-nucleotide messenger RNA. The record is from the annotation of a GenBank genome assembly. Lineage: Eukaryota; Metazoa; Cnidaria; Anthozoa; Scleractinia; Poritidae.